AUACUCGUACAUACAUUUGGUGUUGGAGAGCUACUGUUUCAACAGGCGAUGUUCAGCUCUAUACUCGUAACGUCCUCACGAAAUCUAAUUUUCGUCCUUGUCCUAGUUAAGAUUUUACAACAGAAGGUUACUUCGGCAGCAGGACACGAAGAAGAUGGAGUAUUCUACUCAAGAGGAGUUGGGCGUCAGGCUGCCAAGAUAACAGCAAUAAGAGUAUACAUAGAUACGACCACAGAAAAACCAGACUCUCAGCCAAUAAAACAACAGUCCAAACAAACAUAUAUUCCCUUAGUAACAGCUCCUGUACUGAGCACGGUACAAGUCCCUUUUGCAAACACCUCAUCUUUCGUGAACCUUUUUAAUUCUGCUAUGCAAAGAAUAACGUUAUUCUUCACAAGCAUUUUUAGUUUUUUCUGAAGAGUUUAUUGCGUUUGAUUUUUUUAUUUAAAUAUUGUUUUGUAUAUUAAUUAGUUUAAUAUUAAAUCCUUACGAAGAGGCAAAUAUUUAUAUUUUACUCUAGAAUUGUAAACUAAAUGAAUGCAGUAGGAUUAAUAUAACACAUAAGUAACUCAUUAAUAUGACACAUAACCAACUAACUAUAUAAGUUUACUUCGU
Homalodisca vitripennis (glassy-winged sharpshooter) is the source of this 615-nucleotide messenger RNA. RefSeq lists its product as uncharacterized. The record is from RefSeq and is a predicted model, not a curated record. The transcript is spliced from 2 exons. NCBI's taxonomy places the organism in Eukaryota, Metazoa, Arthropoda, Insecta, Hemiptera, Cicadellidae. Bases 49 to 417 code for a protein of 122 amino acids.